This is a messenger RNA of Wyeomyia smithii (pitcher-plant mosquito), 1487 nucleotides long. RefSeq names its product 1,5-anhydro-D-fructose reductase-like. NCBI's taxonomy places the organism in Eukaryota, Metazoa, Arthropoda, Insecta, Diptera, Culicidae. Gene Ontology annotation, molecular function: aldose reductase (NADPH) activity. The coding region runs from base 121 to 1116 and encodes 331 amino acids. The transcript is spliced from 4 exons. The record is from RefSeq and is a predicted model, not a curated record. Gene Ontology annotation, cellular component: cytosol.
UCGUCGAUAGACACGAGCCAGCCUUGUUUGGCUUGUUCUGCGCUGAGAGACCUGUUCGAAAUUAAAUUCAUUGUCAGUGUACAUAUAAAGUGCGCGAAGUGUGGCUGAGUGGAAGGCGAAAUGUGGGCUUCGGUGCCGCGUGUGAAAUUCUUCAAUGGAUACGAGAUCCCGCUGAUAGGACUGGGGACGUAUCUUACAAAGGGCGAAGAAGGUGUCAAGUCCAUCAAAGAGGCAAUCGACAUUGGCUAUCGGCACAUCGAUACGGCCUACCGGUAUGGCAAUGAGGCGGAGAUUGGCCGGGCCGUACGGGAUAAACUGGCGGAAGGAUUCGUCCGGCGGGAGGAUCUGUUCAUAACCACAAAACUCUGGAACUCCUUUCACAGCCCGGAACACGUCGAGCAGGCUUUCCAUCGGUCCCUGGUGAAUCUGAGCCUCGAUUACGUUGAUUUGUACCUGAUGCAUAUGCCGAUGGGGCUUCAGUUUCGGGGUUUCCAACAAGAGAACCUAAUAUCCUAUGACAGUGCCGGAAAGGUUUUGUGCUCGGAAGUGGACUUUUGCGAUACCUGGAAGGCGAUGGAGCAGCUGGUGAGGACGGGGAAAGUACGCAGCAUAGGAGUUUCAAAUUUCAAUUGCAGUCAACUGGAACGACUUCUGUCGGUUUCAUCCAUUCAACCCGCAACCAAUCAGGUCGAAUGCAACCCCGGUUUCACACAAAAAGCCCUGAUCGAAUUUUGCCAGAAGCAUAACAUUACGGUAACCGCUUUCAGUCCCAUGGGUCGUGCCAAUCGAAGCGAUUCUUCCAGCCAAGUGACAGCCUCUAUUCUCACCGAUCCGAACGUGACCGCCCUUGGGACCAAGUAUGGCAAAAGCAACGCACAAAUCGUGUUACGCUAUCUGAUUGACAUUGGCACGAUCCCCAUCCCGAAGCCAUCGAAUCGUGCCGAAACGCUCGAGAAUAUUGACAUUUUCGACUUCCGGCUGACGGCGGCGGAGCUGGCACUGAUGGACCGAUUCGACAACGGGAAGCGAGCGGUACCGUUGAAAUAUUACAGCCAUCAUCGGGAUUAUCCAUUCCGGGAAGACACCGGGGAGACUGACGACGGCGGAGGGAAAUGAGGUGCGAAACGGCGACGAUAUCUUGCGAAUGUCAUUAGGUGAUGAAAAUCCAACAAUUUGAAGAUAUUUGUUAUCCCUCUCAGCUGAGGUGUACUGGAAAAAAACCAGGGGUGAAAUUCGAUUACGUUUGAUUGAUUUGAGAUUGUUGUCAAUUCUAUGAAACUGAAAAACAGUAUUCCUUUUGUUGAUCUACUAACACGGUUCUGAAAUUUUUGGUAGGGCUUAGAAAGAACUUCUUUUGUUCUGUUCGUCUAAUGAACAGGUGUGCAAAUGAUCUGGGUUCACUUGUAUAUACCUCCUUUCCGCAGAAGUAGUACUCGAACAACAAAUUGUUUUCAUUCGGACAGACCACACACUUAUAGUUGAACAAC